Messenger RNA from Colletotrichum orchidophilum, 966 nucleotides. RefSeq lists its product as uncharacterized. Gene Ontology annotation, molecular function: protein binding. NCBI's taxonomy places the organism in Eukaryota, Fungi, Ascomycota, Sordariomycetes, Glomerellales, Glomerellaceae. The coding region runs from base 1 to 966 and encodes 321 amino acids. The record is from RefSeq and is a predicted model, not a curated record. The transcript has 3 exons.
AUGCGAACCGCCCUGACGGUGUAUUGGUCCGGGGACGAGGUACCUCUCGCACUAUACCCAAUGGCCAUCCCUGAAGUCCAUGAUGGCUCCGACGAUGGGAUCAUCACGUUCCAAGAUCGCGAAAUCAUCGCCAAUUCUGUCUCGGCAGAUUUCUUCACCGGAUACCAUUACCGCAAAGACUGUGAGACGAGACAACAACGGAACGGAAAGGACAACCGCUUCUACAACAUUCCCCGAGAGCUCGUACUUGAAAUUAUCCUUCACCUAGAGGCUGUGGAUAUUUUCAGACUGCGGCAAGUUUCGCGCAUUUUCCUGCAUCUGACUUCGAUCGGGGUGUUUGACGAUUAUCGCCGACAGCCGAUGCUCCAACGGCUUCAACAGCUGAUGCAAAGUGUCUUGGCUGGCCAAAUGUCGCCGCCUCGCUUCUCGCCGCCAAUGAUGUUUUGGAUCCCCAGAGAUGAACUAGUCAGGGUGAAAGAGUCGCGUCGAAAACAACUCUUGUGCCAGCCGUGUCGUGAAAAUUACGGUCGGUCGUCUGCCAACGGCUCUAUCUACGAUUACGAGGUACGGCUCAAUGGGCUCCUGAAAGAGGCCAUCUGCGUUGACGAACCGAUCUUCUAUUGUAGAGAUUGCGUUGAAAUGGUUGGAGAACAUGGCAAAGAGCCUAGGAUAGUGUAUUCGCCAAAGGAGUCGCUCACCGACGAGUUUAUGGACGUUGCCAUGGGUUGGAAGCUUGUGGCCUACGAUUUGAAGGCAGCGAUAUACCAGAGGGUCGACAAGAGUGUUGCGCCUGCUGGGCUGAAAACCAUACACAUCUUGAAGGGAAAUUCAUGGCACAUGAUAAUCAUGACGAUUUGCUCAGAAGCUCCACGCAUAUCGUCAAGUGCCCUUUAUGCCUUUUUGAGUACAUUUGGAGACUGGAAGGCUCCAGAGUCACUCUGGAGGGAAGGAAAAUAUUCGCAGUGA